Adineta ricciae is the source of this 276-nucleotide messenger RNA. NCBI's taxonomy places the organism in Eukaryota, Metazoa, Rotifera, Eurotatoria, Adinetida, Adinetidae. The record is from the annotation of a GenBank genome assembly.
AUGAAAGGUAAUAAUGAUUUUCGAACAACUCAUUGGAAUCCAUCGACAGAUCAAUUGUCUCCAUUGUUCAUAAAACGAUUAAACUUUGGAGACACAAUAGGAGUAAAUCAACAACUACUGAGCACAAAUACCAAUACCUUAUUAAAUGUCAAAACUGAUCCUGACGAGAUCUCAUCUUUGGAAUCACUGCUAAGUGGUGUCGUCAAGAUCUUUUGCACUUCAAUUCCAUGCAACUUCUAUUUACCAUGGGAAGACACACAAAUUUAUGUCUCUUGA